This is a messenger RNA of Magnolia sinica, 1163 nucleotides long. RefSeq names its product probable aquaporin TIP1-2. Lineage: Eukaryota; Viridiplantae; Streptophyta; Magnoliopsida; Magnoliales; Magnoliaceae. Gene Ontology annotation, biological process: transmembrane transport. Gene Ontology annotation, molecular function: channel activity. Bases 56 to 1024 code for a protein of 322 amino acids. The transcript is spliced from 3 exons. Gene Ontology annotation, cellular component: membrane. The record is from RefSeq and is a predicted model, not a curated record.
UAAAAACCUCUAUAAAACCCAAAGCCCAAAAUCCCACUAACUUGUGAAAGCUGAGAUGGCUGGAAAUGUUGUAGGCGUUGGAGAUGAAGAAAGUCUCCCCAUUGGGACUAGAAUCCAGCCUUUCUCCUCCACCCCAAGGUCUGAAGACUGGCGGUUGGAGGAUAGCACGAAGACCACAUCUGGUCAAUCACUCUAUGAGAGGUUGGGCUUGCCCGAGUUUUUCUCCUUAGAGGUGUGGCGAGCAUCAGUGGCCGAGCUGGUCGGCACGGCGAUCCUCGUCUUCGCGCUCGACACAAUCGCAAUCUCCUCCUUUGAGACCGACACAAAGACUCCCAACCUCAUGAUGUCAGCCCUCAUAUUCCUCUCCGUGACAAUUCUCCUCCUCGCUACCGCCCCAGUCUCCGGCGGCCACAUCAAUCCAAUCGUCAGCUUUUCCGCGACUCUGAUCGGACUCAUCUCUCCUGCACGUGCCGCCAUCUACAUUCUCGCCCAGUGCAUUGGAGGCGUGCUCGGUGCACUUGCACUAAAGGCUGUCGUCGGCAAUACCAUUGAGAAUGCAUUUUCUCUCGGUGGAUGUACCCUCUCCGUCAUUGCACUGGGACCUCAUGGGCCCAUCACCGUCGGUAUCGACACAGGCUCCGCUCUCUGGCUCGAGAUCAUAUGCUCAUUUGUAUUUCUCUACGCAUCGAUAUGGAUGGCCUUCGAUAGACGGCAGGCAAAGGUUCUAGGGCCUGUCAAGGUGUGUGUGAUCAUCGGUGCUGUGGUGGGGCUGUUGGUGCUUAUAUCCUCCACGUUGACAGCGAAGAAAGGGUACUCAGGCGCUGGGUUGAACCCUGCUCGGUGUGUAGGGCCAGCACUUGUUAGAGGCGGCCACCUCUGGGAUGGACACUGGGUGUUUUGGGUGGGGCCCAUCAUCGCCUGUUUGGUAUUCUAUCUAUACGUCAAGAUCAUUCCACGUCGUCAUUUCCAUGCAGAUGAGUUUAAGUACGACGUAUUUACUACAGUGAAGGUUCUGUUUCAGUAGUAGCAGUGGGAGAGACAGGGUGUGGUUUGACUUGUGAAUGCAUAUAGAAUAUAUACAUUUGUAAAGACACACGUGCCGUUGUGGCAUGCGUGUAGGUCAUCAAACUAGUAAAUAAAGUGGGUCCCUCAAUUAAUAUAAA